Temnothorax curvispinosus is the source of this 1846-nucleotide messenger RNA. RefSeq lists its product as uncharacterized. The coding region runs from base 241 to 1827 and encodes 528 amino acids. The record is from RefSeq and is a predicted model, not a curated record. The transcript is spliced from 8 exons. Lineage: Eukaryota; Metazoa; Arthropoda; Insecta; Hymenoptera; Formicidae.
CCGCAUACUUUGGUGUGUUGUGCUUUAUUUACUUCUCUACCUUCCCCCUUAUCUGGGGCGUGUGACUAGUGUCGAGAGUGUCGGCGACCCGUCCGAAAAUCCGCGACGGCGUGCUUCCGCGGCCCUCCUUCCCUCCCCCGUCUACUACCUGAUCGUCCGUUCGCGAGACACGUCGAUGAACGCAACGGUGCAUCGAGCGAGUUCUUUUUCUUCCUCUCAUUUUCGCUCUUUCUCGCCGGCAUGGCAGAUGACUUCGUGAAAAAUCUUCUGAAGCAGUGGAACUUGGGAUUUUUGAUCUCCAAUUUUGAGCAAAAUGCAAUCAACAAGCAUGUAUUUUUGAAUCUCAAUGAAAAAUUGAUUGAGAAAUUGAUUCCCGUAUUAGGACAUCAAUUUAUGUUCAGUCAAAAAUAUGCUAAAUAUAAAGAAGAAAUAGAAGUACAAAAGCUUGAUUUAUCCGAUACUGUAUUGCAUGAAAGUGACAUAAUGGGCAUGCCCAUUGAAAUCAAAGACGUUGUCCAUAUUUCACCUGAACCUUAUCUUGUCGUUGCCACUACGCAAUCAAAUGCUGAUUUACCUGCACCUAAUGAAAAUGCUAAAAGCAUUAUCAAUGAUAAUGAUGUGGAACGAGAACAUUUUCUGGAAUUAUUAAAUUCAAAUUUCUCAGGUCGCCUUGUUGUGGCUAUUUAUGAACAGACACAUAAAGUAAAUACUGCUUUAUUAGCUGAAGCUUUAAUUAAGCCUGCAAUAUUAUUGAGCUCUAAUUAUAAAAUAAAUAAACAACAAUUUGAGGAUUUCACCAAGAAAAUUGUACUGGCAUUCCCUACACAAGAUCGAGGUAUAUAUUACUCAUCAGUACAGUCAAAGGGUCCAGGAUCUCCAGUAAACAUAAGCGGCGUCCUGUACAAUCAUUACUGUCACUGCAGAAAGCUUCUCAAGACUGCAGGAUUACUUACGAAGGACGACUCAAAUAAGAAUAAAAGGAACAGUUUAAUUGAAUCAGAAAAUAAUACUGAAGAGAAUGACAGCAUAGAGAAAACCCUUGAAUGGCUCCAAACAAAUACGACUGGAACUUUGGAGGAACAUCUUGAGAAAUGGGAGUCUAUUUUUGCUGCGCGUAGUUUAUUAGAUGAUAUGAGUAUUGAACAGAUGUUGAGAAAAUUCAAGUACUUACAAAACAGUUCAGGAUACAUUUUGUUGCAAUCAGAUUUCAAUAGAAUAUAUCCAGAAGAAAGAGAUAAGUUUAUUGAGGAAUGGCCAAAAAUUGCUGAAUGUAUCAUAACUUUGGCUAAAAAUGAUAAGAAAAAUCGCGAUGUUAAAAAUUAUCUUUUGGAAAACUCAAAGUUCCUUGACAAUGGUCAUUCGUCAUUGGUAGCUUUAAUGCUUCUUCCAUUAAUGUUAGGAUCAAUCGGUUGUAAAACAAAAAGAGGGAAACCAUCUUGGAGACCAACACGAAAAGAGGUUCAAGACGGCUUCUUAUUACACAUUCAGACUUACGAGGAAUUUGAACCACUACAAGAAUCGAAGGAAGCUAAAUAUAAAAAGUUUGAUCUGACUAUUCAGCCUUAUCCCAUGAUAUGUGGUGAUCUCGAUAAUAUUGUAACUUGUAGGAUUUUUAUCAACAACCAAGUUUACGUUUUGUCAGAUCCAUUAGAAACAGUGAAUUGCUGUUUCAAAAUAUACUUUGUACUGAACGCAGAUUACCCACCAGAAUGCAAACACGUUUGGACUUUUCUGCAAAAGUUUGUCUAUAAAAUCGAAAUUAAAGACAAAACAAAUUCAUAUAUAAGUGUAGAUUCAUUGAUUAGAGAUGUUAAAGUCUUAAUGUGAAAAUAGUGUAAUACGUUCU